Messenger RNA from Raphanus sativus (radish), 1152 nucleotides. RefSeq names its product RNA-binding protein CP33, chloroplastic. Lineage: Eukaryota; Viridiplantae; Streptophyta; Magnoliopsida; Brassicales; Brassicaceae. The record is from RefSeq and is a predicted model, not a curated record. Gene Ontology annotation, cellular component: cytosol. Bases 52 to 897 code for a protein of 281 amino acids. The transcript has 5 exons. Gene Ontology annotation, molecular function: mRNA binding.
UAGUACCUACCUCUCUUUCUUUCUUAUCCAAAACUCUCUCAAUUCGCUCCAAUGGCUCUUCUUCGUCUCCCUCCCAUUUCCCUCCAAUUUCUAGGUCACCAAUCUGAACACAAAACCCCUAAUCCCGGCGUUUCGCUCGCCAAUUUCUCCCUCCCUUGGUCUACUCCUCCUUCAGUAUCUCGUCUCCAUCUAUCAAAACCCAGAAAUCUCACCUCUUGCUUCUCCGCUACUAUCCAAGAGCCAAUCCUCGAGUCUUCUUCUUCUUCUUCUGAAGAGAUUUCGAAAACCAGAUUGAUUGCUCAAAACGUUCCUUGGACCUCUACACCCGAAGACAUAAGGUCCCUGUUCGAGAAAUACGGCAAUGUCGUCGACGUUGAGAUGUCUAUGCACAAGAAGGAAAGGAACCGAGGUUUGGUUUUCAUUGAAAUGGCUUCUCCUGAAGAAGCUGCAUCAGCUCUUCAAGCUCUCGAAUCCUAUGAAUAUGAGGGUCGUCGUUUGAAGGUAGCCUAUGCAAAGGCCAAAAAGAAGAAAACUUAUGCUCCUCGUGAGAAGCCUACGCCGGUGCCUACCUUCAAUUUGUUUGUUGCAAACUUGGCAUUUGAAGCAAGGGCCAAGCAUCUUAAGGAGUUCUUUGAUGCGGACACUGGUAACGUUGUCUCCACUGAAGUUAUAUUCCAUGAAAAUCCUAGGAGGUCUAGUGGUUACGGCUUUGUCUCUUUCAAAACCAAGAAAAUGGCCGAUGCAGCGCUCCUUGAGUUCCAAGGAAAGGAUUUCAUGGGAAGACCAAUCCGAUUAGCUCGUAGCAAACAGUUUGUGAAGUUGCAAGCAAAAGAAGGGUUGCAGCCACCUGAUGAAGUCUGUGUUGCAGGAUUAUUUGGGGUUGGGUAUCGGAAUUGAAGAGAAAACUUUGAGCUUUUGACAAACAAGAGGAGCGGAUACAUUACAACUACCAACCUUGAGUAAGUGGUGCAGAAGUAAGAAGUACAAGAACGAUCUAGUUAGAACAAAACCCAUGUGGCUCUAAGAACUUGUUUUGUUAAGUUAACACAAUGUUCUUAUUUUUCUAUUGGUUUUGAUAGAAAAUCUUGCAUUUGUUACUAUGUUGAAUGUGUACUUAUUUGGUUCCCAAAGAGCCCCAUUUACAUUUUGUCA